Messenger RNA from Drosophila sulfurigaster albostrigata, 3101 nucleotides. RefSeq names its product acetylcholine receptor subunit alpha-like (gene nAChRalpha4). Gene Ontology annotation, biological process: monoatomic ion transmembrane transport; nervous system process; signal transduction. Lineage: Eukaryota; Metazoa; Arthropoda; Insecta; Diptera; Drosophilidae. The record is from RefSeq and is a predicted model, not a curated record. Gene Ontology annotation, cellular component: neuron projection; postsynaptic membrane; synapse. The transcript is spliced from 12 exons. The coding region runs from base 658 to 2028 and encodes 456 amino acids. Gene Ontology annotation, molecular function: transmembrane signaling receptor activity; acetylcholine-gated monoatomic cation-selective channel activity.
GAAGAAUGACAGAACACUUUCAGAUUACUUAUGAACUACAGUUCUCUGAGAUAAUUCGUUCAGCAAAGUUUGUUUAUUUCGGCGUUGAUGGUAUUUUGGGUGUUAUAAUCAGUUGUGGAGUUAAAAGUGAUUUACAAUCAAUUCAAUGGGGAAAAAAUUGAUAACUUGAAAACCAAAUAAAUAUAUAACGUCACUUAUGCAAUUAGUAACAAUUUAUAUACGAGCGUUUGUUAUGAAGUUAACAUCUCAAGAAAGCAUAAGAGCUUGGAUAUUAUCAGCUCUUAUGGUCCAUGGAGCAGUUGCUGGAAAUCCUGAUGCCAAACGACUUUACGACGAUCUUCUCAGUAAUUAUAACAAAUUGGUCCGGCCGGUUGUUAAUACCACAGAUGUUCUCAAAGUCUGCAUAAAGUUGAAGCUCUCGCAACUAAUUGAUGUUAAUCUCAAAAAUCAGAUUAUGACGACGAAUCUAUGGGUGGAACAAGUAAGAACAUUUUUAGUAUAUUAAAAGAAAUUAAAUAUUAAAGAUUCUGAGCGAAGAAAGAGCAGCGAACGUAUAAAAAUACCCUAGAUAAUGCUUUCAUGAAAUGAUGAAAUGGUUUAUUGUCUUGGUAUGACUACAAGUUGAGAUGGGAGCCUAAGGAAUACGGUGGCGUUCAUAUGUUGCAUGUUCCCUCUGAUCAUAUUUGGAGACCCGACAUCGUGCUUUAUAAUAAUGCCGAUGGUAACUUCGAAGUGACUCUUGCAACAAAAGCUACAAUUUACUCUGAAGGAUUAGUUGAAUGGAAGCCACCAGCUAUAUACAAAUCAUCCUGUGAAAUAGAUGUAGAGUAUUUCCCAUUUGAUGAACAAACAUGUGUUCUUAAAUUUGGCAGUUGGACCUAUGACGGGUUUAAGGUGGACUUAAGGCAUAUGGAUGAGCAACAAGGCAGCAAUAUUGUCGACGUUGGCGUAGACUUAUCUGAAUUUUACAUGUCAGUUGAGUGGGAUAUACUAGAAGUGCCAGCUGUAAGGAACGAAAAGUUUUACACUUGUUGCGAUGAGCCUUACUUGGACAUAACUUUUAACAUAACCAUGCGAAGAAAAACUCUUUUCUACACCGUGAACAUCAUUAUACCAUGUAUGGGUAUCUCAUUUUUAACAGUUCUUACUUUUUACUUGCCUUCGGAUAGUGGAGAAAAGGUUACAUUAUCCAUUUCAAUUCUUAUUAGUCUUCACGUUUUUUUUCUGUUAGUCGUCGAAAUUAUUCCACCAACAUCAUUAGUUGUACCCUUGUUGGGAAAAUAUCUAAUAUUUGCUAUGAUAUUAGUUUCCAUAAGCAUUUGCGUUACAGUUGUGGUACUCAACGUUCAUUUCCGUUCUCCUCAAACACAUCGUAUGGCACCAUGGGUUAAACGAGUUUUCAUAAACUUCUUGCCCAAAUUUCUAUUUAUUAAGAGACCAACAUAUAACUUCGAAACAAGUAAAUUGCUUUUGAAGGAUGCCCACGCCUGUUUUUAUCCUUAUUACUCUUCGACCAACAUCGAUCGUCUGGUGGGUUCUGGAUAUAGUCACACACCUUCAAAAGAGGAAUUGACAACACAAAGCCUAACAAGCACAGGACCUUUUGGUGGGAGCUGUCAAGUCCAUGGUCCUUUACCGCAACUUACUCACUCGAGCUCUGAAGAUUUAACAGCGGUUCCCGAUUUAGACAUUGGAAAUUCUGGAAUAAGAAGCCCAAUUUUAAAUAAUCCAGCAUUUUCUCAUUCAAAAUGCCCUCCACGAGUUCAUCGCAGCUGUUUUUGUGUUCGCUUUAUUGCCGAACAUACUAAAAUGCAAGAGGAUUCUACUAAAGUUAAAGAAGAUUGGAAAUAUGUUGCAAUGGUGUUGGAUAGAUUAUUUCUAUGGAUUUUCACGUUGGCUGUUGUAGCUGGUACAGCCGGAAUCAUAUUGCAAGCACCAACUCUUUAUGACGAUCGAAUUCCAAUAAUUGAACAAAAGGAUUUGGAGUUUUCCGGAACUUCUGCUGGCCGCUGUAGACCUCCCCAAUAGCAUUUUUAUUCCAAAACCGUGCAUAUAAUUUCGAAUUGACCGUAAUGUAUUUGUGUGUCAAAUCAAGCAAUCACAAACGUCAGCAUUACAGUUUUCAUAAACAAUUUAUUUUUCAAACAAGAAAAUCUAUUGUCAAAAUGUCAGAUGUAUUGAUAUUGAAGCAUUACUCAGCUUGGCCCCUUAAAAAAUAAAAUACAUAAUUUGUAAACCAAUUCAAGUUAAUCUUUAUUUUAAUCAUUAUGUUAUAUUGAUUUCCGAUUAUGAAAAUUUAAUAUUCUUCGUUAGUAUUACAAAUUACAUUAAUUACCCUUAAUAGUAUGUAACAGAAACCUAUAUAUUUUUGACCGACCCUUCGAAGUGUUAUGUAAACAUAUCGGUAAAAAGUUAAGCCAUUCCAUGAAAAUAAUUUGUGUUUUAUCUUGUAUAUAAUAAUAAUAAUAAUAGUCCAUUUAGUUUAUAAAAUAUCUAAUUAUAUUCUGUUAAUUUAUAUAAUUUAAAUAGUUUACCGUCAGCAAACAAGAAACUUUAUAGAUAAAUCGAACUUUCUAUACCCUGUACCCAAUUAAACGCAUGAAAUCAGGUAGGAAAAUAUCAAGUCCUAUAAAAUAUUCACGUUCUUAUAGAAUUAACAUUCUUAGGUUUGUAGUAUUUUAAUAACAGGAAAUUUAUGUAUAAAUUUAUGUACAACAGAUUUUAUCACUCACUUUUUUCAAAUUUAAAUCGUCUUUUUAAUGUGCUUUUCCCAAAUGAGCAAAAUUUUUGACGUGCGGAAAAUCUAUAUUUUUCGCAAGCUCCACAUAUUUAAUAUGCCCCUAAAAUUAGCACGUGUCCUAUUGCAAACAUAAUUAUUGUUUAAGCAACUUCUACAAUUUAUAUCCGAUCGCAACGAAAUUUUCUUGUAUAAAUACUGUAGUGACGGGAUAAUAGAUGGCGUGGCACUUGUUAUACAUAUGUAUGUGCGAGAAAUAUAUCUCUAUCUUUUAUAGUAUCUAAGAUCUAGGUGUUCAUACGGGCGUACAAACCGACGAAUAUGGCUAUAUCGUCUAAGUCUCGAUCGCUAAGUCUGAAAUACU